Messenger RNA from Spirodela intermedia, 1128 nucleotides. The record is from the annotation of a GenBank genome assembly. Lineage: Eukaryota; Viridiplantae; Streptophyta; Magnoliopsida; Alismatales; Araceae.
AUGGAAUAUCACGGCAGCGAGGGAACCAACAGCAAACCGACGAUCGGCAGCGGUGGCGGAAGUAGCGACUCCCAGACCGAUGCCUCCUCGUCUGGAUACGCCAUCCGGGCCCGCCGCCUGUCACAGCAGUUCUCCGCCAACGCCUACCUGGUUCCUGCCUUCAACGCCUGCGCCACCGGGCCAAACUCCAACGGCAGCAGCCCUAACGACGUCGACGCCUCCCUCCUACGAUACACCCGUCCCCACCUCUUCAGCAACUCCUCCUCGUCCGAUGAAAUGCCCCUCCUCCGGCAGUUUCUGAACCUGCGCUCCUCUCCGGAUUCCUCCCUGUCUCCCGCGGGGAUGACCCUGACUCCGCCGGGUAGGUCCCCCGCGGUUUUCUGCACGCCAGCGAAGGGCGCCGUGCUGGAGGACGGCGUCUUGGUGAUCAAUGACGAACCGCACGGCGACAACCGGGUCUGCCACGCCGCCACCAGGCGUCUCCUCGCACUAGGCCCCUACUCCGCCAACAGCAACACCAACAACGUCCGCAACGGCGGCGGAAACGGGCACUUCCACAGGGUGCAGAGCCGCAGAUCUUUCGAGGACGAAGGGUACGCCAUGGAUUACCAGGUACACCUCUCCCGGGAUAUCUCUGCUUUCACGCCUCCGAAGUUUACCCUUCGUCUCAUCUUCAUCGAGCAGAUGGUGGGGUGGCUGUCGAACGCUUCUCAGAGCAAGCAAUUCAGCAGGAACCGCCCCAUCCCUCCUCCGUCGCCGGUGACGAACCAUUCUAUCUAUUUCUCGAUCACGCGGAGUUCGUCUACCCUUGACUUUUACACAGAGUAGUACAUCUAUCUGCAGCAGCAGAGCUCCGCCUCCGAAGAUCCAUUCCCAGUCUGCGCCAUUAGCACCUGCACGGAGUCCCAGCCCCCCAGGAUGCGGACGACGGAGGGCGACGAGAGGCCGUUCAUGGCCAGCGAGAACACGCCGCCGCCGCCGCCGCCACCGCCGCCGCCGCCCCCGUCGGCUUCCACCUUCGAUUGGCCGCCGUCAGAGGAGGAGGAGGCGGAACUGGAGCGGAUUCUCCAUGGCCCUCGCCGCUGGAGGCGGCUGCCGGUGUUCUCCCUCAUCUGCCCCGAAGACUAG